Prorocentrum cordatum is the source of this 1389-nucleotide messenger RNA. The record is from the annotation of a GenBank genome assembly. NCBI's taxonomy places the organism in Eukaryota, Dinophyceae, Prorocentrales, Prorocentraceae.
GCUCGAGCUCAAAGGGCCGCCCGCCGCCCGCGCCCUUCAAGUGAAGCCGAACGAAGCCAACCGAUCGUCUACGCGCAGAAGUGGCCCCUCGCCAACCACGCACUCCUGCGUGCGGCCGAGCCGCAUGCCCAGCAGCAGCAUGUGCCGCCGGCGCGGCAGCAUCACUCCCGGCCGCCUCCUCGUGGCGCUGCUUGCGGCGUCCGCGGGCGGGGCCCGCGCGGCCCGCGUGCGCGCGGCCGCCCGGCUUUCCGCGGGCGCACACCGGCUCCUCGACGGCCUGCUCGGCGCGCCCUCGGCAGCGGCACCGCCGGGCCCGGCCGAGGCCGCCGCCGCCGUGGUGGACUUCCUCCGGGCUGGCGGCGCCGGCGGGGGGGGCAACGCCACGGCGGCGGCACGGCCGGCGUGCGCGGGCUUCCUGGCGAGGAGCCUGGGCGGCCUGAACGAGUCGUGGUCCGACGUCCAACUGGAGGCCGCGCUGAACAGCACGUGCUCCGAGAGGGCUCUGUUCACGAAGGUAGUCACCAACGGCUCGGCCGAGCACCUGGACUGCCUCUCCUUCUCCUCGCGCCUGGCCCGCGCGCGCCGGGCGGGCGCGGCGAACGGCAGCAGCUCCGCGGGCUACGCGGCCGUCUGCGAAGAAUACGCGGUACUGGUGUCGAAGCAGGGUCCUGAUGAAUCGUCCACAGAACUGGCCGCCGAGGAAGAGGCAGAGGCUGGUACUGGCUUCAUCUGGAUCGUUCAGGUAAUCUUUGGCGUCGUGUACUACUUCACGGUCGUGUCGAAGUACCCGGUGGUGAAGGAAGGCCCAGAGGCGAUCCCCGAAGAGCACCCGGCGAAGCUGCUGCAGGACCAGAACGAGCUCAGCUCGCUCACGAAAGUGAGCCCCACCAACUGCAUGUUGUCGUUCUGCUGCCCUGCGGCUCGCGCCUCGCACACGUUCCACUCCACGGAGACCCUCAACUACUGGAUCUCGUGCGGCAUCAUGACGUGCUUCCCGUUCUGGGGCACAUGCUGCGCGCUCUUCAUCGCGAACUCUUGCACGCCGAUGAACAGGAAGCUCGGGGGCGAGGAGAGGAACGUUGUGAUGAGCCUCGUCUGCACGUGGUGCUGCCCGUGCUGCGUCAUCGCGCAGGACGCCGAGAGCAUGGACCUCCUGGUCGGCGUGAAGACGGGCGUGUGCGGCGUGACCCAGGCCGAGAACUGAGAGAAGCCCGGGCGCGCCGAGCCGAGUGCACCACCAGGAUCAGGCACCGGAGCGAGCAUUGGAUGCUCCGAGGUCUCUCCUGGGUCUCGCGGGUCCGCGCAGCGCCUCCCCCACGCCUCCCGCGACGCCUUUGGCGCCGCCCAUGGCGCGCUUCCUCUUGGAUGCCCCUUCACGGCGUGUGCGGG